Nilaparvata lugens (brown planthopper) is the source of this 2841-nucleotide messenger RNA. RefSeq lists its product as uncharacterized. Bases 1 to 2841 code for a protein of 946 amino acids. The record is from RefSeq and is a predicted model, not a curated record. NCBI's taxonomy places the organism in Eukaryota, Metazoa, Arthropoda, Insecta, Hemiptera, Delphacidae. The transcript has a single exon.
AUGCAGGAACUGGGACAGAAUAUCAUGCUCAUUGGAGAUGUGAAUGGAAGAGUUGGCGAUGAACAAAUAAUUGAAGAAGAACUAAUAACUGGAAUUCACUACUUACAAUCACUACAUAGACGUUCGAAGGAUGAAGUAUUAAAUAAAAACGGAAAAUCUUUGUUGGAAUUGUUUGAGGAAUAUGGAAUGGUGAUCUUGAAUGGAAGGAUGGCAGGAGAUAGGAAUGGUGAGUUUACAUUUGUGGGAAAUCGCGGAUCUUCAGUCAUCGAUGUGUGUGCUGUCUCAUUAGAGCUGCUCUCCUGUGUAACCGACUUUUGUGUUGUACCAGCUGUUCUAUCUGAUCAUCUGCCAAUAAAAACAAUCAUUGGAUUGGCGGGAGGAGAAAGUGAGAAUCCAGUAGGUAUACAGCCUUUAAAGCCAAAGAUGAAGUGGAUGCCGGCUAAGAGGGAUGAGUACCAGAGACUUUUGCUGGAGGCUGUUACCAGCAGGUGUGAAUGGGAUAUGGACUUGGAGGCGGACUGGUGCUACCUUAUUGAGGCCAUUCAGACGAGCCAACAGACUAAUCAUCAACCAGCAAUUCUGAAGAGUAAGGAUAGGAAACAAGCUGAAUGGUUUGAUCGGGAGUGUUGGGGAAGAAGAAGUGAAGCAUUCAGCCUUUUGCAACUCUACCGGAAAACAAACUCAGAGGUGGUGAAAAUGCAUUACUUGGAGGCAAACUCUAAUUACAAGAAACUAUGCAAGGAAAAGAAAAAAACGUACUGGAGGAAUUGCAUUGAAGGAUUCAAGACUGUGAAGGAUUCAAGGGACUUCUGGACAUUGGUCAGACAGCUUAAGAAGAAGCAAUUUGUUAUUGGUUCAACAAUAUCAAUGGGAGAUUGGAUUCAACACUUUCAAGAGCUGCUGAACCCUGCAGUGACAGCUGAGAGAGUGUUGUAUGUGGAGCCCUACAUUGAGGAUGAAUUGUUGGAUGCUUCAUUCCAGAUGCAGGAGUUGAGGAAGAUCAUGGUCCGCGUGAAAGAUGGUAAAGCACCUGGAGAGGAUGGAGUACCAUAUGAAUUUUUCAAAAAUGCGCCCACCUGUUUCAUGGAGAGUCUGUUGAAUCUUUACAAUAGAAUGUACAGCACUUCCUGUGUCCCAGACAGCUUCAAGAGAUCAAUAGUUUUUCCUAUCUUCAAGAAAGGCAACCCUGGGGAUGCUUCAAACUACAGAGGCAUUUCAUUUGGCAAUGCUGGAGCAAAGCUGUUCACUGCAAUUCUCCUUGAUAGACUGAAAGCAUGGGUCAAUCGUGAUGGAAAACUGAGAGAGUUCCAGGCUGGUUUUCGGGAGAGUUAUUCAACAGUAGAUAACAUUUUCAAUUUGAUGGCAAUUAUCAGAAUGAGGCUUGCAGUCAAGAGGCAGAAAGUCUAUGCUUUCUUUGUCGAUUAUUCAGCUGCAUUCGAUCGAAUUGACAGACAUUCGUUGUUUCUCAAAUUGUCAGAAAUGAGAAUUUCCACAAAAAUGCUAAGAAUCCUCCAAGCUAUUUAUUCAAACUCCACAGCGAGAGUCUGGAGUCAAGAGGGUCUUUCAGAUGCAUUUGAAACUAAUACUGGCGUGAAGCAAGGCUGUCUGCUGAGCCCCCUACUGUUUGCAUUGUUCCUAAACGAUUUAGAGGAGAAUAUGGAGGGGGGUGUGAAGCUGAAUGACACAAAUAUAAGAAUACUUGCCUAUGCUGAUGACAUUGUACUUCUUGCAUCAAAUAAAUUAGAUUUGAAAAAGAUGAUCACAGCAUUAGAGGAAUAUUGCAGAAGAUGGAACCUACUUGUCAACCUUGAUAAAUCCAAGAUAGUGAUUUUUAGAAACGGUGGAAAACAAGGAAGGCAUGAGAAAUGGUGGUACAAAGGAAAACCAAUCGAAGUUGUCAAUUCUUACAAGUAUCUAGGAAUAAAUCUGACGUCAAGACUUUCAAUGACACUGCAUUUCAGAGAGAGAUUGGCCUCGGCGAAAAUGGCAUUAAGUCUGUUUAAUAACCUGUUGUUGAACAAUGCUAUUACAUUCGAAGCAAAGCUGAAGGUGUUUGAAGCGGUUGUCCGAUCCAUAAUGUGCUAUGGUGCUCAGGUGUGGGGAAGCAGGAUGUUCGACUUGGUGGAGAGUAUACAAUGGGUUUUCAUAAGAAAAGUGUUUAGUCUGCCAACAUAUUCUCCCAAACUUGCCAUGCUUCUAGAGACUGGACUACAGCCAAUUUUUCUACAUACUCUGAGGCUACACUUUGGAUUUGUCAAAAGAUGCUUGAAGUUAUCAGAGGAUAGAUAUCCAAAAUGUAUAAUGGAGGAGAUGAUCAGUAAAGAAGCGUUUAUGUUUGAGGAUUGGCGGAGACUGGAGGAAUCAUUCAGCAUCUCAUUGGAUGGCAUCAGAGAUGGAAGUUUGAAUACAGACCAAGUUUUAACAACAAUAGGAGAAAAACUGUAUGAUCAACAGGUUCAGCAAGUCGUAGCUAGUCAACGUUACCCUUUUCGGAGCCAGCUCAGUCAUAGCAAUGAAUACGUGUCCGAGGAGUAUGACUUCAAAUUAAUUAAGUGGUUCUUCAAGGCUAGGAAUGAACUCAUACAAUUGAACAAAUAUUCCUACACGCGAAGCAGCAAACUUUGUUCUUUGUGCAACUUGAAGGAAGAAGAGGAUAUUGUUCAUUUCAUUGGCAGGUGCCCUAUUCUUAGUUUCUACAGGCGAAAGCAUCUGGGAAAAUCGUGUCUUCCUUGGUCAGAGAUGAAAACGCUUUUGAAUGGUGAGAACUGGCUGAAAGUGAGUGGGUACUGUGCGGAUGCAUGGAAGUAUAGACAUUUUCUGACAACUGAAUUCAAUUAUUAG